Calliphora vicina (urban bluebottle blowfly) is the source of this 2147-nucleotide messenger RNA. RefSeq names its product endothelin-converting enzyme homolog. The coding region runs from base 94 to 2061 and encodes 655 amino acids. The transcript has a single exon. Gene Ontology annotation, biological process: proteolysis. Gene Ontology annotation, cellular component: plasma membrane. The record is from RefSeq and is a predicted model, not a curated record. Gene Ontology annotation, molecular function: metalloendopeptidase activity. NCBI's taxonomy places the organism in Eukaryota, Metazoa, Arthropoda, Insecta, Diptera, Calliphoridae.
AGCUAAAACAAGUGAGUGAAAGGGUACAUGCAAAUUCUCAAAAAAAAAGAAAUAAAAAAACGAACAAAUAAAUUAAAAAUUUAAAGAAUUAAAAUGCUGCCAAAGUCUAUUUGGAUGGUGAUACUGUCAAUGCUAAUGGCACAGCAUAGAACUAUAGCUUGUUGGGAGGAUAUAAAUACUGAGCAUAGAAAUAUUAUUUUGUCGUCGAUUAACAAUAGCGUUGUGCCAUGUGAAGACUUUUACGACUUUGCCUGUGGGAAUUAUGCUAAGCUGCACAAUUCAACUGACUACCAGGAAAUUACCAGUUUAAUGGAUCAUCAAUACAAUAAUAUUGUUUUCAAUCUAAUUGACAGUCUAUAUCAGCAUGAUCACCAAGUGCCUGCUAAGUGCCAGUCAUUUGUAGAAAAGACUAGAGUGUAUUUGAAGGCCUGUCGCCGAGAAACCAAUAGAAAUCUAAAACGAUAUUUUGAAGAACUAAAACCAGGACCACAACUUGAUUGGCCCAUAUUGCAGUUCAAGGCAAUCAAAAAGUCUAAGCGAAAUCUAUGGCCAGCUGACACGGAUUUUGAUAUAUGGUCACUUUUGGGUAAAUUACAGUCGUAUGGGUUAAAUAAUGUUUUCAUAAAUCAAGAGAUUUUGGUGGAUAGUGAUGGCGCUAUUAGCAUAAUGAUGGAACCAGCUUUUAUUGAGAAUAAUAGUAAUAGUACUUUGCCAGACCCUUCAAUUUUAUUUGUUUUAUUAAAAGCCUUGGGAGUAGACAAACCCCAAUUAUUUAUUAGGGAUUUGCUGCAAACAGAUAAAGAGUUGUUGGAUAUUUUGGAAAAGCAUGGCGAUACCAAUGAAGAAAGCAAGGAAAUUACUUAUAAUGAAUUUCAGUUGAAAUAUCCAAAUUUAGUUGUGUUUCUCAGUGAAUUAUUUAGACAUCAAUUGCCAGCAGACAGCAUAAUUUUGCUAAGGAAUCCCGACUACCUCCAACACCUAAAUGAUUUAGGCUAUCAAGGAAGUUUAAAGAAGCAUUUAUUGUGCAAUUAUCUAAUGAUGAAAUUUCUCUUCUAUCUGGCUAAGGACAGUACGGCAGAUUUUAAGGCUUUGGAUUGUGUAAAAGAUCUAAGAAAUAAAAUGGAUGUGGCUGUAAAUUUCCUUUACUAUUACCACAUAUAUGCCAAAAAUGCCGAUCUCUAUAAUCCAGCUGUUUAUGAAUUAUUCAAAAGUAUAAUAGACAUGAUGGGUACAAAUUUCCACAACAAUCGUUUAAAUUUAACGGAAUCACAAAUACAAUUUUUAAUGGAUAAAUUGUAUAAAAUACGUUUGAAUAUAGGCAAUUUGCCAGAUGAUCUAACAUUUGAAAAGGUAGAGGAAUUUUAUGAGAACAUACCGGAUUUGGAUAAACACAAUUACUAUAAAAAUCAUUUGCUAUUGCUAAGACAUCGUUUCGAUAAAUCUCUAAGUUAUGCCCAAAACGAAACCCAUUACAUUGUAGCAGACAAUCGCUUGGGCAGUUCGUCGGGCGCAUUUUAUGUGGCCAAACAAAAUAUGAUCAUUUUACCGUUUGGCAGUCUCGUGAGACCACUCUACGAUGUUGGCUAUCACGAUCUCUACAAAUAUUCUCUGUUGGGCUUUAUUUUGGCCCAUGAGAUAACACAUGCCUUUGACACAACUGGCCUAAAUUUUGAUGGUUUUGGCGAUACUCUAGAGGAUGAUAACAACAUAUUGGAAAAUGAAAAUUUCAAUAACUCUCUGCAGUGUUUGAAUUCCCAGCUGGAAACUGAUAGCAUAGAUGAACGUAUGGCGGAUAUUUUAGCCAUAGAUGUUAUUUAUAAAAUUUAUAUUUCAAAAUUCAAUAAUAUGACGCCAGCUAGUGUAAAAUCUACUUGGAAUAGAGAUUUCUAUUUGAAUUUGGCCCAGUUCUUUUGUGGCAAAAGCAAUGUCAGAUUUAUUGAUCACGAUACGGAUGCUCAGCGUUUGCAUCAGAUUGUCAUAAAUUCAGAAGGAUUUGCGCAGGCAUUUAGUUGUGCAGGCAACACUACAAUGAAUCCGAGUGAAAGGUGUACUGUUUAUUAACUAAGCUGAGUGUUCAGACAUUUGUAGUUGUUAAGUUUAAAUUAAGGAAUAAAUGAUCAUUUUUAAGUUGUAGUACAUUAGAAAAA